GGAAUAAUGGUACAAAUGUAAGGCCGUUUUCUUUGGUUGUAUAUUGAUUGGGAGUCAGUCCCAAGAUGGCAAGUCAGGUGAUCGGGCUGGUGGCGCUGUGCUCCCUCUUCCUCACAGUUUACUGUGGGGAAAUAAAUGUGGCAUACUCUCCUCCAACGGUGAGGUUUGGAUCAGCAAGUGUCUUGAGGGCCACUGAUCUUGAUGAUGUUUUGGCUGCCUCCCUUGGAUAUACUGCUGCCCAGUCAUCACCAUGGAAGGGCUUAACCAUCACUUCGCCAUUUGCUGCUCCAAAUGCGGCAGUAUUGUUAGAGAUACACAGUGGUGGCGCAAGUAUCAGGCAGGAAGGUUCAACAUAUGGAUUAAAAGAGGAUACAUCUAUUGAUGAAGUCUUCCAUAGACUCAAGAGUGUCUAUGGCUCUAGAGCUCAGAGACACACCCUUUUCAAACAUCUUACUGUUAUUGACAACUUGGAGGAUGAACGUGUUAGUCACUCUAUUCCUGCAUCAAAAAUAUUGAACAUCACUCAGGAACCCGAUGCAACUUUCCUUCGGGAGAUGGCUGCCCUCUAUAUUACCGCUCAAACUGCAGAGGCAAUAACAACUACACCACAUGGAGGCCAGGAUGUAAUUUUUCUGGAAGUGAACUCCCUAGCACAGCUGGUAAAGACUUACGGGCUCGGCUCUCCACAGGUGACUGAAGCAACUGACAUUCUGCGGGGUGAGCUGGUGAAAGUUACCGACUUGGUGCGUCACAUUUAUGAUGACCGCGUACUAGUCGUCACAGCCACAGUUGAGCAGCAAGACAAGCUUGCUCGCAAAACUAGGUCCAUCCUUCAGGCUAGCGAGGAUCCAAACCUGAACCUUGCUACUCAAUACUCGUCUGACUACCCAGCCAUCUUCAACAUCAUUCUGUGGCUGAGUAUUGUUUUAUCUAUCUCUGUGCUCGCCAUUUCUGUAGCAAUGGCAACUAUGGAUCCAGGACGUGAUUCCAUCAUCUAUCGUAUGACAAAUCCUCGCAUGAAAAAGGACAAUUAAUCAUGUAAAGUGCUGAUGUAAACUUGGCCACAUUUAGUUUUAGGUAACUUUUAAUUGGAAAUAAAUAACAAAAUAUCUUUCUAAUGUAGUUUAUCUUAAAGGUAAAAAAAAUAGGAAGAAAAUUUUGUAUAGGCCAUCUUUAAUUGGUGCAGAAUUUAUUACUAUAGUAAUACUAUAGCCAUAUUAAAUUUUUCCAGCAUUGUUACACUCAAGUGCUGUAUUCAAUAUCUUGAAAGAUAGCUUAAUAUGUUGUUUGAAUAAGUUACCGCAAUGCAGUAAUUACUCUGAUGGGUAAUGUUAACCAUUUAUGAUGUAGGAUUAGCAUAUUUAUGUUGGUCAUUCAGCGUCCAGAACACAAACUUAAUCACUGCUGAUGGAUAUUUAGUAUAAUUACUUUUUUGUUAGCUAAGAUAAUUGAUGUUAUAUGUAUGCCAAAAUGAAAAAAUAAUAAUUAUUUAUUAAAACUAUUGCAAGUUUGAUUUGUUUAUUUUUUAGUCUUUGAGGAUGCAUAAUUUUUAGAGUAUUUCAUCACUUAAUGCAGGUUAGUUAUUAGUAGUGUACCUACAAAUUUAUUGUCCGUAUUAAGAACUUUGUAUGUUAAUAUUUAUUACAUUCCAUGGGAACUUUGUAGAUAUUUAUGACAAAAAUUCUAUAGGCACAUUUAUCAUAACAUUUUUAAGAGUUACUCUGUAUAUUAUUAUCUGUAUAUAUUAUGCAAAGGGGUGGUAUAAAAUACUGAUGUAG
Molecule: messenger RNA, 1778 nt
Organism: Procambarus clarkii (red swamp crayfish)
Lineage: Eukaryota; Metazoa; Arthropoda; Malacostraca; Decapoda; Cambaridae
Gene: ATP6AP2
Product: ATPase H(+)-transporting accessory protein 2
Biological process (GO): positive regulation of Wnt signaling pathway
Cellular component (GO): external side of plasma membrane; membrane
Molecular function (GO): signaling receptor activity
Source: RefSeq, a predicted model, not a curated record